Messenger RNA from Penicillium coprophilum, 255 nucleotides. RefSeq lists its product as uncharacterized. The record is from RefSeq and is a predicted model, not a curated record. The coding region runs from base 1 to 255 and encodes 84 amino acids. Lineage: Eukaryota; Fungi; Ascomycota; Eurotiomycetes; Eurotiales; Aspergillaceae. The transcript has 3 exons.
AUGUUUGCCAACGGUCUCUUCUCCUGGUUCUCCUCCAAGGAGACCAAUCCCAACCCUACCUCGGAUGUUACUAUUCCCAGCGUCGAGAAUCGCCAGCCCACCAGCCCAAAGGGCCCCUCCGUCGACGGAAUGGUGACUGAGCAGCCUAACUCCCAGGAGAACAUGCUGAAGCUGCGUGGUGGUGGUGCGGGUGAUGUCUGCUGCGGACUUUGCGCCGGUCUUCUCUGCUUCGAGUGCUGUGAGGAGUGCUGCUAA